UUGCAAUUCUAUUGGUAAUAAAUGUAUAUGUUGUGUUGGGGGAGGCAGUACUAUAUUGUUUUUUUCCUUCUCCCUCUUCUCUCAUUCCCACAUCUCGUCUCUCUUCUCUAGAUACCCAAUGUUAAUGACCAACCAGACUAUGAGCUGUUUAACAGUCUUCUCCUGGAUGUCAGCCACAGUCACACCUGCCAUCGGCACCAUGGACUUCACCAGGAAAGUGGCAUUCUGUGGCCCCAACCAUAUCCUCCAUGCGUACUGUGAUGCUGUGUCUCUGACUAAACUGGCCUGCUCCAACGUGGUGGAAAUCCAGGGGAGUUCCAUUGGCCUGGCCAUGUUCGUCCUCCUUGCACCCUUCACCUUCAUCAUCUUUUCCUACGUUAAUAUCAUUGUCUCUGUGAUGCGCAUAGCCAACGCACAGGGCAGGCUGAAGACCUUCUCUACCUGUGCUACUCAGGGGUGUAUCAUCCUCAUCUAUUACAUCCCCCGCUUCGUAGUCUACUGUACACCCUACAUACCAAACCUGACCAUGACCCCUGACCUCCGCAUCAGCCUCACCCUCAUCUACAGCCUGUUCCCCCCAAUCGCCAACCCGUUCAUCUACUGCUUCAGGACCAAGGAGAUCAGGACCAUUCUGGUUCACUGGGGACAUGGCUGGAGGAACAACAUGUUGGAUUGGAGUAAACCAAACACCAUCACUGUCAUCAAUAAAUCAAGGGUUAGAUAGGGUUAGGUUUA
This is a messenger RNA of Esox lucius (northern pike), 735 nucleotides long. RefSeq names its product olfactory receptor 6-like. The transcript is spliced from 4 exons. The record is from RefSeq and is a predicted model, not a curated record. Gene Ontology annotation, molecular function: olfactory receptor activity. The coding region runs from base 119 to 724 and encodes 201 amino acids. Gene Ontology annotation, cellular component: membrane. Gene Ontology annotation, biological process: G protein-coupled receptor signaling pathway. Lineage: Eukaryota; Metazoa; Chordata; Actinopteri; Esociformes; Esocidae.